This is a messenger RNA of Passer montanus (Eurasian tree sparrow), 1447 nucleotides long. RefSeq names its product noggin (gene NOG). The transcript has a single exon. The coding region runs from base 552 to 1223 and encodes 223 amino acids. NCBI's taxonomy places the organism in Eukaryota, Metazoa, Chordata, Aves, Passeriformes, Passeridae. The record is from RefSeq and is a predicted model, not a curated record. Gene Ontology annotation, biological process: dorsal/ventral pattern formation; osteoblast differentiation; negative regulation of BMP signaling pathway.
GGGGUGGGUUAGGAGAGAGUCUGUGGUUUCCAUGGAGAUGAAGCUGAAAGUGCAGGAAAUUUAAAGGCUUUGGGUCCUUGCAAAGCAGACAAACUGGUGCCAACGUGCGUGGCUGCUUGUUGCUGCUGAGGAGGCUGCUUUGCAAACGGCGGAGAGGAGCGGGGAGGAAGAAUCGGCAGCUACUUCUUCCACACGCACGGGCAGACAAGGAGAAGCGGCAGCAACAAGCAGAAUUCGCAACAAAAAGAGGCAUCUCCCGUUCCCGGGAAGGGCGAGAAGAAGCAGCAGCAGCAGAAUUUUGGAGCGGCUCCACCAGGAGAAAUUUUAUAGAGAAGCCUGCAAGAGAGAGUGUUUGCAGGGGGCUUGUUCUCCGCGCUUAUCAGGGGGCUGUCUUUGCCGGUGGUGCGGCGAGUGGAGAUCGUGGUGCCCUUCAAAGACGAGCUAUUUUGGAUAUCCCCGUACAAGUUUUCUGAUGUAUUUGCUUGCACCUUCUUCCCUUGCUGUUUGGUGAAUCCAGCCCCCCCUUCCCCCCACCCCCCAGUCUCCCAAGGAUGGAUCAUUCCCAGUGCCUUGUGACUAUAUACGCCUUGGUGGUUCUGCUGGGUCUCCGGCUAGAGCAGGGCGCCUGCCAGCACUAUCUGCACAUCCGACCGGCUCCCAGCGACAACUUGCCCUUGGUGGAUCUAAUCGAGCACCCGGAUCCUAUAUUUGACCCCAAGGAGAAGGAUCUUAACGAGACCUUGCUAAGGAACCUCAUGGGCGGACACUUCGACCCCAACUUUAUGGCUGUUUCCUUGCCCGAGGACCGGCUCGGAGUGGACGAUCUAGCUGAGCUGGACUUGCUGCUCAGGCAGAGACCCUCGGGAGCGAUGCCCAGCGAAAUCAAAGGGCUGGAGUUUUACGACGGGCUGCAGCCGGGCAAGAAGCACAGGCUGAGCAAGAAGCUGCGCAGGAAGCUGCAGAUGUGGCUUUGGUCCCAGACCUUCUGCCCGGUCCUAUACACGUGGAACGAUCUCGGCAGCCGCUUUUGGCCCCGGUAUGUCAAAGUGGGCAGCUGCUACAGUAAAAGGUCUUGUUCAGUCCCCGAAGGCAUGGUUUGCAAACCUGCCAAGUCCGUGCAUUUAACGAUCCUGAGGUGGAGGUGCCAGCGCCGGGGCGGGCAGAGAUGCACAUGGAUACCCAUCCAGUACCCCAUCAUCUCGGAGUGUAAGUGCUCCUGCUAGGGCUGGCACUUCCCUUCGCGCCCCUUCUCCAGCGGACUCACGUGGACCUUUGCUGCAACAGAAAUAAAAGACAUUUGCUUUCUGGUUAACGUUGUAAUGCACUGUAACGUGUAGGAGAAUGUAUAUUGUGUGUAUAUAUGGCACCGGUUUAAUAUACUAUUAAAAGGUCAGUAUUAUACGUGAAAUAAUCAGCGUCUACUGUAUUUUCAAGACUAUUACCCUGA